Messenger RNA from Topomyia yanbarensis, 1422 nucleotides. RefSeq lists its product as uncharacterized. The transcript is spliced from 3 exons. Lineage: Eukaryota; Metazoa; Arthropoda; Insecta; Diptera; Culicidae. The coding region runs from base 1 to 1422 and encodes 473 amino acids. The record is from RefSeq and is a predicted model, not a curated record.
AUGGAAAAGAAGUGGGAAGAGUUCGAAGAGCUACAAGAGGAAAUUGCAGAAAUAGACGAGAACGGCGAUGAUGAGGAGGAAAAUAACAGAAUCAACAGUGAAACAGCUAACAACACGACAGCAGUACAAUCUUCGAGGAGAGUGGAUACGCAAACAGCAUCAUCGAAUCUUGCGACAAGUGGUGCCGAAUCUGAACAACAUGAAAUGGAGGAGGACGAACCCGUUGGAUCAUAUAGUAUCGUAACAAAGGGCGGUGCAUCCAAUGUAUUUUUAUCUACAGUUGUUUUGACACUGCGUAAUCAAAAUGGGGGGAAACAGCUAGCACGAGCACUUCUUGAUAACGGAUCCCAAGCAAAUAUUAUGAGUGAGCGACUGUGUCAGAUACUUAAGUUGAAACGGCGUUCCGUAAAUGUUCCAAUUUGUGGUGUGGGGCAGUCUGAAUCAAGGGCAAAGCAUGCGGUUAGAACCGUUAUUAGUUCCAGAGUGACAGAAUUCUCGGUGGAAGUGGAUUUUCUGGUUUUGCAACGAGUCACUUCUGAACAACCUUCAGCUACCGUAUCGGUGUCACAUUGGAAGAUCUCUGACAAACUUCAAAUGGCGGAUCCCGGUUUCAAUACCAGCAGUAGGAUUGAUCUCCUAAUUGGGGCGGAGCAUUUUUAUCGAUUUCUAUAUGAGCGCGAAAUGAAUCGAAUUACCUUAGGGCCUGGACUUCCAUUGGUGGACACGGUAUUCGGCUGGAUUAUUUCGGGCAAGUGUGUUAAUUCCAAGAGCCAUCCAGUUAAUUGCUACUUGGCUACAUCAUCAGAGAAUCUGGAGGGAAUACUCGAGAGGUUUUGGAAGGUAGAAAACUCUGAAGAUCAACCUGCAUGGUCUAAAGAGGAGCAAGAUUGCGAAGAACACUUUAUCAACACCCACGAGCGUUUGCCGGAUGGCAGAUACGUCGUCCGAUUGCCAAGGCAAUUGAAUUUCAACAGAAUGUUGGGGGAAUCCAAAACCAUAGCAUUAGAGCGAUAUUCAAAAUUGGAAAAACGGCUAGAGCGAAAUUCGGAAAUGAAGAACCAAUAUCACGCAUUUAUAAGAGAGUAUAUAGACUUAGGACACAUGAGGAAGCUAUCGGAGGAGGAAGUGGAAAUAUCACCUAGAGGAAAAACGUAUUACCUGCCGCAUCACGCCGUUGUGAAGGAGUCAAGCACUACAACAAAGGUACAUGUUGUGUUUGAUGGAUCAGCGCACACAGAUAGCGGGUUUGCGUUGAACGACGUGCUACUGAAAGGGCCAACGAUUCAGGACGACCUGUUAAGUCUCCUUUUACGCUUUCAUAAGCAUGAGGUGGCCGUCGUCGGGGAUAUUGAAAAGAUGUAUAGGCAACCCGAUUGCGUAAUAGUAGAUAAAAAGCAGAACGAUAGAGAAGAGGAGAUGUAA